AUGGAUGCUGGGGCGCCGCCGUGGCGGGCCGCUGUGCGCAGACUGCGGCGCGGGCUCGCACGGGCGGCGCCGAGGAGGCUGGGACCCGACGGCGAGAUCGAUGCUUGGACGCUCUCGUUCGCGGACCCGCGGGUGGAGAGCGGCUUCCUGAGCAGCGGCCGCGAGCAGCUGCGGUCGUCCUUUCGGCGCGUGGUCGUCGUCAUCUUGUGCGGGGCGGCUUCCGCGGUGUACUUCCAUGUGUCCGGUGUCACGGAACACGGGAGCCAGACGCAGGAAGCACACAGGUUGAAGAGGUUGCAGGUGGCUUUGCAGGUUGCGUGCUACAGCGUUGAAUUGUCAGUGUUGCUCGCAGCCAUCGCAUUGUCGGGCCACGGCCUGCUAAGAACACGUGGCAUGGAAGCUGGGGCUACUGUUGCUAUGAUGGUGUGCGAGGUUCACACAUGCAUCAACAUAAGACAUUACAUUGCACGUACGUGCGGCUACGAAGAUCCGAGUGCUGUGUAUGGGGUGGACCUUGCAGGCUCAGACGCCCCGUUCUUGCUGGGCCUCACCUUGUGUAUCGCAGGGUCAGGCGUGAUGGUCAGAUGGAAGUUGUUUGUGCCCAUCGCAUUGGCAUCCGUGCUCGAGUAUGUGGCCGCAGCCUACCUCCUCGGCAGCCCAGACACGAGGAUGGUGAGCACCAACCUGCUCUUCUUCGCCUGCAUCGUGCUGGUGAUGUGCAGCGGGAAGCGGAGCUCCGAGAUCCAGGCCCGCCUGCUCCACCUGUCCUACCUGCGGGAGAAGGGCCUGCGCGUCCAGGCCGAGUUCUCCCUGGAGUGCAUGCAGGACCGCGCGGACCUCGUGGCGGAGCUGGGGAGCUCCGUCGCGGGGGCCUCCUCGCACUCGCCCGGCGGCGCCGCUGCGCCGCUCCGCCCGGGCUCCCCGCGCUCCGCCUCCAGCGAGCCCGCCGCCUCGGCGGCCGCGCGGCCCGGCCAGAGCGCCGUCCCGCAGGGGCCGGGCGGCCUACCGCUGGAGGCCAGCGUGUGGGUCGAGGGCCAGGCUGGCUCCUGCCUGCUCCGGGACCUCGGGCAAGGUCAGCGGGUGCUGUGCUACGACACGCUGGGGCGGUCGGUCAGGUACGCCCAUGUACUCGAGAAGCAGGUCAAGUUCCUGGCCGCUGCGUGGACCAACGUCGGCCUCGACGACGGAACGCAGCUGGCGAUGACUGUGGACCAACCAGUGCAGACUGCUGACGGGGGAGAGGUGGUUCGGGCUGCGGACCUGUCCCCAGGAGUCGACCACGUGGUGGUGCACAGGGUGGCGACGGCGCCCGUCGCCGUCAAGGAGGUGUCGCGGCAGCCAGAGGCGGGGAGCGCGCUCGGCUGGGUGCACCUGGCGGUGCGGCAGCCCGAGCGGCACCUGGUCCUGGUCGGGGGGCCGGGGGCGGGGUCGCCGCAGGACGCGAGGUCGAUGGCGGUGUGCUCCGCGGGCCUGUGCGCCGGCCCGCACGGCCGCGCGGGCCCGGAGCAGGGCGCGGGCCCGCGGGUGGCCCGAGCGCGGUCGGUGCCGCCCCAGGGUUAG
This is a messenger RNA of Prorocentrum cordatum, 1560 nucleotides long. The record is from the annotation of a GenBank genome assembly. Lineage: Eukaryota; Dinophyceae; Prorocentrales; Prorocentraceae.